UCACACAGCAGCAGCAAAAGGGGAGGACGCGCGUUUUGGUUCCUCAAAGUCAACCAAAAAAAAAAAAGAAGGAAAAAAGAAAAGAAAACGACGCACACAGGGUUGGAAUUAAUACAAAAACUUGGAUUUCCACACAUUAGAGCGAACACGUCUAGUUGUUAGGAUGAGAGCCUGAGCUGGUUUCACAGCCACUUCAGUGAAAUCCAGAGAAACAGAACAGAAUCCACAGUGAGAAUCAGAAUGACAUCCACCGAGGAGCCGUCCGGUACAGUCUUGCACCGGCUCAUCCAGGAGCAGCUUCGCUACGGAAACCCCACCGACACCCGCACCUUACUCGCCAUCCAGCAGCAGGCCCUGCGGGGGGGCAGCGGGAGCAACAGUGGGCCCAGCAGCGGGGGCGACAUGGGCAGGAGCCCCAGGUCCUCUCUGGAGAGCCUCACCCAGGAGGAGCCUCCGUUCCCCCAGCUCUCUGCCAGACAAGAGCCCCAGGGCCAAGAGCACCAAGGCGACUUCCACCACUCGGAAAGCGCCUUUCAACUCUACCAGCUCCACGGUGAGGAGCUGCCCACCUACGAGCAAGCCAAGGCACAUUCUCAGUACCUGGCCACCCACUGGGCGCCGCCGAGCCCUGGCAGGCAGCCCCACGAGGGCGCCUUCCACGAGGAGGUGGAUGAGAUGGAGCGGAAGUGUGCCCACGCUCGCUCCCUCAGCGAGCACCGCAUGCAAAUCUCUCUGGAGAGGAACGACACAGUUGCCAAGGCAGAGGUGGUCAAGAGCACCUCUCACAGCUACCCCGAGCUGGCGUACUACACCCAGUGGGGCCCCCAGAGCCCAGAGAAACGCAACCCUCCACCUGAGUACUCAGCUCCCCUCCAGGGACAAGGAUUUAUCCCACACCAGGCCCAGGAGCCGGCACAAGCCCCACAGCACAGGUACAUCCAGUCCGGGCCGCCAGCUGACGUCUCUUGCUACAAUGCUUUCACCGGCUUGCCCCCUGCUGGCUUGGAGGAGCCCAACCAAGUGGAGUUGCUGUUGAUGGAGAAUGAGAGGCUGAGGCACGAGCUGGAAGCUCACCGGGAGAAAACUGGUCGUAUUCAGAAGUUGGAGCAGGAAAUCCAGCGUAUUUCAGAGGCCUACGAGAAACUGAUGCAAGGCAGCAGCAAGCGAGAGACUCUGGAGCAGACUCUGAGGAGGAGGCUGGUGGAUGAAAUCCGCCGGCUGCAGGAUUUCAACCGAGACCUGAAGGAGAACUUGGAAAGCGCCCGAACACACGUCGCCAAAGAAGUGCAGGUCGCCGACCACAACCAGCACAUCAUGGCCAAACUCCUUGAGCAAAACGAGGAGCAGAACGUGGAACGGGAGCGCAUGGAACGGGAAGCCGAACGAUUGCGGGCUGAGGCUGAGGAGCAGAGCCUACGUACCAGGAGGCUGGAGGAGGCCCUGGACGCAGCCCGGGGACGAGGCCGUCAGCUGGAGGAGGAGUUGCGUAGGAAGAGGGCCUACGUGGAAAAGGUGGAGAGGCUCCAGAGCGCCCUGGCUCAGCUGCAGUCCACCUGUGAGAAGAGGGAGAGCCUGGAGAUGAAGCUCAGGACACGCCUGGAGCAGGAGCUCAGGAGUUUGAGGGCUCAGCAGCGCCAGUCCCAACCACCCGGCGUGACCAUGGGCUCCCUCCAAGAGCGUCUGCGGGAGCGCGAGGAACGCAUCCUGGCGCUGGAGGCCGACAUGGUACGCUGGGAACAGAAGUACCUGGAGGAGAGCACCAUGAGGCAGUUCGCCAUGGAGGUGGCCGCCACUGCCGCCGCACAGAGAGACACCACCAUCAUCAACCACUCGCCCUGCCACUCCUCGAACAACAGUUUUAACGAGGACCUGCCAGUCGCGGAUGUCCGCAAUCAGGAAAUGGAGAACAGAAUCCGUGCUCUCUACGCUCAAAUCCUGGAAAAGGAUGCCGUGAUCAAGAUCCUCACCCAGCGGCUGCACCAGGACCAGGGGCGGAAGGACGAGCAGAGUUCCCGCACGAACCUCCUCAGCGCAGCCGGGGCGCCCCUGAGACUGGCCUCUUCCACGCCCUCCAUUUUCACAGCCAAGAGCGGCGCCAAGAGUCGAGGUAAGAGUCUUUCCGACGAUCAGACGUUGCCGAGCCACCUGUUUUCCGCUCAGUCGGAACCCAACACGCUGGAACGGCAGACGGAGGGAACCAAAGGCAAUGAGGCCUCCGGCAUCGCCAAGCUCAAUGCCGGUAAGACAACACCAAAGAUGUUGCUAUUAAACCCCUUCAGAGGCCUGGAGGAGUUGGAGUCGGAAGCAGUGGAGAUUUUUAUUUAAAAGACCUGAACAGUGUGAGAAAGAAUUCCCGAAAUGUGUGAAGUCUGUCACAGGAAGAAGAUAUUGGAUGUAAGAAACUGGAAUAUUGUGGGUAAUCAAAAGGGUGGUGGUGGGUGUGGGGUGGGGGUUUCCCAUAUUUAGAGGAAGAGCUGUGCUCUGACUCAGGGCUGCAGGCAGUCGGCCCAGGACUCUUCCAGGUACUUGGACAGUAUUUUGGACUGUGGUUGGCGCCUGUAUGCCAACAUAUUUAUAUACCGUAUAAAUGGAUAUACAGUAAUUGCUGCUUCCUUCCUUCUUUUUCUGUCCAAUCUUUUUCCCCCAAUCCAAUGAAUGACAAAGUUGCAUAUUUAUCUUCCCAAAUAUGAAUUUAAGCCUCAUGCUCUCGCUCCCCCCCCCCUCUCUCUCUCUCUCGGUCUCUCUCUCUCUCUCUCUCUCUCUCUCUCAGAUACUGUAAAUAUUCAGCAUUGCCCUCCGACAAAAUGUGGAUUUUUUUUAACCUGAGUAACCUCAAUUUCGUCCCCGUUGCUCACUAAUUUAUAACAGAAACACUGUUGAAUCGCCCAGGUUUUGCGUGUUUUCGACGUCUCAACAGCUGGUUCUGCUGAGGCCGAGAAGCACGUGACCAGAUGUGAUUUAUUGUAUAAAUGUUUCUUUUUUUUUUUUUUGCCAAACUGACACAGACCUGAUGUUGUUUGUAAAUGUGUGUGAGGAGGGUUGAGUUUAUUCAUAGCUGAUUUAUGUGUGUAUGCAUGUGUAAUCUCCCUCAUACGGCCAAUCCGCUGGUUCGGAUACCGUUGUGUGGGAGUUUAAAAACGUGUUUUUUUUUUGUGUGUUUACUGUGAGCUUUUUAACUAACAACCACAGGUUAAUUAUUAUUAUUGUUAUUAAGUAUAUUUUUUAUUCAGAGAUCUGUAUUAUUAUUAUUAUUAUUAUUGUAGAUAAUAUAGUGCUUUGAGCAGGACGCCAAAGAGUUUAUGUAUGUUUUUUUGUUUUUAAGUUAUGUGCCGACAAUCGCGGUCAAAGUCAAAAGUUGGACACAACCGAGCGAGUGUUGACUUCCAGCAGUCAUUUCUGUCAACUUCAGAGCAUUAUGAAGGUUUUUACAGUUGAAUUUCAAUCGACAUUUCAUAAAGCAAUAAAACAUUUGAAUUUA
This is a messenger RNA of Phyllopteryx taeniolatus (common seadragon), 3478 nucleotides long. Its product is annotated as angiomotin-like 2a. Gene Ontology annotation, biological process: angiogenesis; actin cytoskeleton organization; regulation of cell migration. Lineage: Eukaryota; Metazoa; Chordata; Actinopteri; Syngnathiformes; Syngnathidae. The transcript has 10 exons. The record is from RefSeq and is a predicted model, not a curated record. Gene Ontology annotation, cellular component: bicellular tight junction; cytoplasmic vesicle; plasma membrane. The coding region runs from base 241 to 2325 and encodes 694 amino acids.